This is a messenger RNA of Rosa chinensis, 1821 nucleotides long. Its product is annotated as elongation factor Tu, chloroplastic. NCBI's taxonomy places the organism in Eukaryota, Viridiplantae, Streptophyta, Magnoliopsida, Rosales, Rosaceae. The transcript has a single exon. Bases 126 to 1574 code for a protein of 482 amino acids. Gene Ontology annotation, biological process: mitochondrial translational elongation. The record is from RefSeq and is a predicted model, not a curated record. Gene Ontology annotation, molecular function: GTPase activity; GTP binding; translation elongation factor activity. Gene Ontology annotation, cellular component: mitochondrion.
GAAGGCCCAAAAGAACUCUUCCCAGCUUCAAAUUCCCUCAUUUUUUCUUUUCGUUCCCUCCGCCGUCGCGCUCUCUCUUAUUCACGGCGCGCGCACAGUCGGAGAGUCCAAGUUGAUCGAUCCAUAUGGCUUCUGCUAUCGGAGCCCCACCCUCUUCAAAACUCCUCUUCACUCCCUCACCCACCACACCCUCACUUUCUCAUCCCACCCACCUUUCUCUCUCUACACCCAAAGCCCUAGCAUCAAAGCCCCUCUUCUCCUCCUCCUCCUCCUCCUCCGCCGCCGCCUUCGAUGUCGUCGUCGUCUCCCCCUCGCUCCGGAGGCGCCGAUCCUUCACCGUCCGGAUGGCGCGUGGCAAGUUCGAGCGGAAGAAGCCCCACGUCAACAUCGGCACCAUCGGCCACGUCGACCACGGCAAGACCACCCUCACCGCCGCCCUCACCAUGGCCCUGGCCUCCAUGGGGAACAGCGCCCCCAAGAAGUACGACGAGAUCGACGCCGCGCCGGAGGAGCGCGCGCGCGGCAUCACCAUCAACACCGCCACCGUCGAGUACGAGACCGCCACGCGCCACUACGCGCACGUCGACUGCCCCGGCCACGCCGACUAUGUCAAGAACAUGAUCACCGGCGCCGCGCAGAUGGACGGCGCCAUCCUCGUCGUCUCCGGCGCCGACGGCCCGAUGCCGCAGACGAAGGAGCACGUCCUGCUGGCCAAGCAGGUCGGCGUCCCCAAUGUGGUGGUGUUCUUGAACAAACAGGACCAGGUGGACGACGCCGAGCUGCUUGAGCUGGUGGAAUUGGAGGUCAGGGACUUGUUAUCGUCGUAUGAAUUCCCCGGCGACGAUGUUCCGGUGGUUUCGGGUUCGGCAUUGCUGGCAUUGGAGGCCUUAAUGGCGAACCCGAAAAUAAAGAGAGGGGAGAAUGAAUGGGUGGAUAAAAUUUAUGACUUGAUGGAUUGUGUGGAUGACUAUAUUCCAAUUCCGCAGAGGCAGACUGAUCUGCCGUUUCUGUUGGCCGUUGAGGAUGUGUUUUCGAUCACAGGACGUGGCACGGUGGCCACGGGGCGGGUGGAGAGAGGUAAAGUGAAGGUUGGGGACCAUGUGGAUGUAGUGGGAUUGAGAGAGACUAGGAAUACAACUGUCACCGGAGUUGAAAUGUUUCAGAAAACACUUGAUGAGGCACUUGCUGGUGACAAUGUAGGGCUUUUGCUGAGGGGUAUUCAGAAGAUGGAUAUUCAGAGAGGGAUGGUGGUUUCUAAGCCGGGUAGCAUCACACCUCACACCAAGUUUGAGGCGAUUGUGUAUGUGUUGAAGAAGGAAGAGGGUGGGAGGCAUUCGCCGUUCUUUGCAGGGUAUAGGCCUCAGUUUUACAUGAGGACUACUGAUGUGACCGGUAAGGUGACGCAGAUUUUGAAUGACAAUGAUGAGGUGUCGAAGAUGGUUAUGCCCGGAGACAGAGUGAAGAUGGUGGUGGAGCUUAUAAUGCCGGUGGCUUGUGAGCAAGGGAUGAGAUUUGCGAUUAGGGAAGGUGGCAAGACUGUUGGGGCUGGUGUCAUUCAGUCUAUUAUUCAGUGAGUUUGGAUUCAAUGAUACAUCACAUUUAGCUAUUUAGUCAGCGAGUCUUUAUCACCAUAGACAAGUUAAGAACUUUGUGUUAUAGCUUUGUUGAUAGUUUGAUUUCCUUUUUUCUGCAUUUUUGUCAUCAUCUUCUUGGUUGUGUAGUUAUAAAUCCAACUUUUAGAAUGUAGUCAUUCUGCAUUAUGUACUUAAAUGCUCGGCCCCCUAAAUCAAUAAAAUGCCUUUUGGUCUCAUUUCUUUGAAA